GUUGGCACGUGAGAUGUAGAAGUAGAAGAAGGAAGUAACCAAAAAGCCGUCAACGUAAAUCCCUCUGCCUAUAUAAACACACUAAAAGCCCACUCUCACCCCUCCUUCACCUUUUCGCUUUCAGUACACUUGGCCCCCUCUCUCUCUCGAUUCCGAUCAAACCCUAGAUAGGACCCCGCACAUUUGCUCUCAGGAGGGCUUGGGGACCAAAUCGGAGCUCCAAACUUCGCUCUCACUCUCUCUAAUUUCAGGUUAUAGCUAUUACCAUGGAUCCUGCUGCUGCGCAAGUACCUGCUACUGUUGUUGACCCACCCGUUGUUGGGAGAGCAUUUGUGAUGCAGUACUACGAGAUUCUGCAUAAGCAUCCUCAGCACCUGCACCGCUUCUAUCAUGAGAUCAGUAAGGUUGGGCGUGUGGGACAGGACGGUGUCAUGCGUGACUUUUACACCUUGGAAGGUAUACGUGAGGAGCUUGACACACUCUCUUUUGGAGAUUUCGAAUCCGCUAAGAUAACCAGUUAUCAUACCCAAGAGUCUCACAGUGGGGGUUUUAUCGUUUUGGUCACUGGCUGGUUCACUCUAAAAGAUGCGCCUAAAAGGAAAUUCACACAGACCUUUUUUCUUGCUCCCCAAGAAAAUGGGUACUAUGUUCUGAAUGACAUCCUCAGAUUUGACAAUGGGCCCGAGGCCCUUGAUGGGGAUGGCUCUCUAACACCCUUUCCUGUUACUGGAGGCAUUCAGGGCUCUGAGCAAGCUGCAUUAGCUUCGGUGGAUUCUGUUUGUAAGGAAGUAUCCAAGGACAAUGCUUCAGUUGCUAAGGAGAGUAUUCUGGUAUCUGAUUCCGUCAAUGAUGAAGCUCCUCCGGAUAUUGAGAAAGCUUACAACAAAAUUAGAGGUGAUUCCAUGAAAAUUUCAGACCCAGAAAAUGUUUCGAAGAAAUCUUACGCCUCUGUGGUUGCAAAGGAUAAAUCUGGAGUUUCAGCUGGCUCUUCACCGUCUCCAAAGCAGAUACCCAAAGACCAGGAACUUCAAGUGAUUUCAGAUGUUUCUGCAGAGCAGAAAGUCAAAGAUCAAUGCCAUCAAGUGUCUUCAGAUCUUUCUCCAGUCGAAAAAUCUGAUGCAGUUUUUGAGGCUGUUGACGAUACUGAAUAUGGGUACAAUCAGGGGUUUGAAGCAGUAGCUGAGGGCACAUCUAUCUAUGUGAAACAUCUUCCUGGAAAUGCCACCAUUGACAUGCUUGAGACUGAAUUCAAGAAAUUUGGAGCUAUUGGGAAUGGUGGCGUUCAAGUUAUAAGCCAAAAGGGCUUUGGUUAUCCUUUCGGGUUUGUUGAGUUCAAAGAUGCAGAUGCCGCCCAGAAAGCAAUAGAGGCUUCACCUCUGAUGAUCGGUGGACAGAAAGCUUUCGUGGAAGAGAAGCGAUCUACAGCAAGAGGUAACUGGGGAAGGGGAUAUGGAAAUGAAUACGGAAACAGAAAUGUGAUAGGAGAUGGGGGAAACGGAUAUGGAAUAAGGAAUGAGGGAGGAAGGGGAGGAGGAGGAGGACGUUAUGGACAUGGGAACAAUUACAAUAGGGGAAGAAGAGGAGGAGGAGGAGGAGGAAGGUAUUUUAAUCGCAGAGGCGGCUAUGAAUACGUCGUCGCCAGCAACAACUCAUACUAAACCGGAUUGGGCUUUUGUGGAGGGGGUAACCGGAUGAUCUAAUAAUGAUAACCGAUUUUUGCAACGGAGACUAUAUACGUCUCUCGUUGGCCUGAUAGUUGUUUCUCUCAGGUACUAUAAUAUUAGGAGGCAAAAGAAAAAUUAAACAAUGAUUUGUCAGGAGGGUAUUAGUGUAAGAAAAAGUUUAUAAUUCGACCAUCUA
Brassica oleracea var. oleracea is the source of this 1860-nucleotide messenger RNA. Its product is annotated as putative G3BP-like protein. Gene Ontology annotation, molecular function: mRNA binding. The coding region runs from base 267 to 1658 and encodes 463 amino acids. The transcript is spliced from 10 exons. The record is from RefSeq and is a predicted model, not a curated record. Gene Ontology annotation, cellular component: ribonucleoprotein complex; cytosol. Lineage: Eukaryota; Viridiplantae; Streptophyta; Magnoliopsida; Brassicales; Brassicaceae.